Molecule: messenger RNA, 1143 nt
Organism: Fragaria vesca subsp. vesca
Lineage: Eukaryota; Viridiplantae; Streptophyta; Magnoliopsida; Rosales; Rosaceae
Product: transcription factor bHLH120-like
Exons: 3
Coding region: 278-1063 (261 amino acids)
Biological process (GO): regulation of transcription by RNA polymerase II
Cellular component (GO): RNA polymerase II transcription regulator complex
Molecular function (GO): RNA polymerase II transcription regulatory region sequence-specific DNA binding; protein dimerization activity; DNA-binding transcription factor activity, RNA polymerase II-specific
Source: RefSeq, a predicted model, not a curated record
AAUCCACCUGAUUAUAAUUAUGUGAAUGCAAAUUAUGCUGGGGUUAACUUUUGCCCCUAGCAACAAUGAGAGAGGAGCAUAUUAAAAAGUUUAAAGUGACCUUGGGUGAGGUCACUUCUUAGCUCACCAUUCUUGUAAUUGAAAGAGAUCGAUAUCAAUUUUGAAGGAAUCUUUGGCAUCUUAGUUAGCCAGCUCGAUCAUAUCUUCUUCCUCGAUCUUCUUUAAAGUUUGAAUUAGCUGACCAGCUAUUCACCAAGUCUUUGAUUUUGUUUUUGCAAUGUUUCCUUUACACCAGGGAAAUAAGCUGGUCUUCCAGAUUUCAGCAUCUAAUCCUCACCACCAGAAUUCAUCAGAAGAUAGAAUUCUCGGUUAUGCUUCUCCGGAUGGCUGCAGCAGUACCGUGCUUAGCAACAACAGUAGCAUGGCGGGGAAAAGGCGGCGACGGAAAUCAGUGGUUGCAGGUUUGGAUCAGACAGUUAUUGAAAAUUCAAAGGACAACAAGAAAAUGAUGAUUCAUAGGGAGAAUGAGAGGCAAAGAAGGCAAGACAUGGCUACCUUAUAUUCCUCUCUUAGAUCCCUUCUCCCUCUCGAAUUCGUCAAGGGAAAGCGUUCGACGUCUGAUCACAUGAACGAAGCUGUGAACUACAUAAAACACCUCCAGAAUAGGAUAAAAACAAUAGAUGCAAAGAGAGAUGAACUGAAGAAAUUCCCUAAAACAAGCACUGUUAUUGACCGUCGCUGCACUACGGGAAGCUCCUUGAAUUCAGAUAUGGUGAAUUUGUCUAGCUGUUUUACAGUCCAACCAAGUUGUGGUGGAGUUCAAAUUUUGGUGAGUAGCGGCUUCAGAGAGGAGGGUUCACCACUCAUCUCAAUCUCAAGCGUUUUGGAAAUGCUGCUUGAACAAGGGCUUACUGUUGUUAGUUGUCUCUCCUCCCAAGUAAAUGAAAGACUCCUUCACAGUAUCCAAAUUGAGGUCAAUGAUGUGGAAACUAUAUAUCUUUCUGCGCUGGAACAGAAGCUAGCUAAAGUGUUUCCAACAUCCAGAAGUACUAUCUCCAAGUGAUGAUACUACUCAAUCUAAUUGUAUUAAUUCAUAACGACUCAUAAUUGAGUAACUAAUUGCAGUUUACCUCGUAAGUACUA